This is a messenger RNA of Menidia menidia (Atlantic silverside), 969 nucleotides long. Lineage: Eukaryota; Metazoa; Chordata; Actinopteri; Atheriniformes; Atherinopsidae. The record is from the annotation of a GenBank genome assembly.
AUGAAUUUUGAAUUUGAAAGGGAGAUCGGGUUUAUAAACAGCCAGCCGUCCCUCGCAGAGUGCCUGACAUCUUUCCCCGCCGUCCUGGAGUCAUUUCAAACUUCAUCAAUCAAGGAGUCGACAGUAAUUCCGCCUCCCUUCGAGCACACCAUCCCCAGCCUCAGCCCGUGCACAGCCAGCCAGCCGAAACCAGCAGCCGCUGCGAGCCAGCAGCCCCGGAGAAGCUCUGCCGCCAAUGGCCCCCACACCGGCCCCCACACCGGCCCCCACACCGGCCCCCACACCGGCCCCCACACCGGCCACCACACCGGCCACCACGCCGCCCCGCAGGCGCGCUGCCCGGCCGGCCAGGCCCCGGCCCCCGCCGCCCCCCCCGGCCCACGAGUUCCCCUGGAUGAAGGAGAAGAAAUCCUCCAAAAAGUGCUCCAAGCCCGGGGGCGGCUCGACCAGCGGCGGAUCCCUCAGCACCCCCGCCGCGUCCUUCCCCUCUCCCACCGCCUCCGGGUACGCGUCAGCGGGCAUCGAGUCCCCCACAGCCUCUGGAAACCUCUGGGACCGGGGGCCUCACGGGAGAGGACGGUCAGAGCGGCGGGGACCGGGCGUAUGCUGAUGAGAGCGGGGACAGUGCGCACGAGGCGCCCCGGGGCCGCGCGCCCCCCAGGACCGCCGCCUCCCCCGACCCCGCCACGGCGCGCAGCUCCCCGCCGGCCUUCACCCCCACCAACUCCACCGACCACACCGACCUGCUGCGGCUCGGAGAGGCCGUGCCCGCGGCCCCGGCCGAGCCCCCCCCCCGCCGCGGCCCCCCCCGCCGCGGCCCUGCCGGACCUUAGCUUCUUCCCGGAGGACGCAUGCCUUUCCCCCAGCCUGCAGAGCUCCCUGGACAGCCCGGUGGACUUCUCCGAGGAGGACUUCGACCUGUUCACAAGCACACUGUGCACGAUAGACCUGCAGAAUCUCAACUUCUGA